Messenger RNA from Cylicocyclus nassatus, 2200 nucleotides. The record is from the annotation of a GenBank genome assembly. NCBI's taxonomy places the organism in Eukaryota, Metazoa, Nematoda, Chromadorea, Rhabditida, Strongylidae.
AUGAUCUUACGACCAGCCGGCCUCAUUCACCUGCUCCUCAUCAGAGUCAGCUUGUCAUGUUUGCUCGAAAAUGGAAGGAGUGCCGUAUACUUAUCCGUCGUCGAGGAUGUGAAACCCGGCGACGUUAUUGGACACAUUCCAAUUGAGGGCAGGACUAAUGGUGCGGAACCGGAUAUACAGUUACGAGUAGUUAAAGGUGAAGACAUCGCACACAUCGUUCCCGGCUCGAAGGACCUUGUUAUUGAAAAGGAACUAGACAGAGACGAGGGUCAAGGAAAACUUGAACUUGUUGUUGAAUGUACAUCACGAAAUUUGGAUAGCGAUUUCAGUCAGCUGAAUAUAUCUGUAUUUGUCACUGUCCAAGAUGUUAAUGAUAAUGCUCCUGUUUUUGAUGCUCCUGCAUAUAAUAUAACUGUCAAGGAAGAGUUACCAAUAGGUACAAUCGUAUUUGCCGAUUUUGAAGCAACAGAUCGUGAUCAACCUGGACCAAACAGUUUUGUUCUAUAUUCCAUAGCACCUGGGCCCCAUUCGGACCUUCUCGAAAUAGCAGAUCAAUUCAGACCAGUUGUCACUGUAAAGAAUCGCAUCGAUUACGAAACAAUCCAAAAAUUCGACGUUACUUUGGUGGCAAAAGAUCAAGGCGAACCGUCAUUAUCUUCAUCCGUACCUCUACAUGUAACUGUAGAGGAUGUGAAUGAUCUACCACCGUAUUUCAAACGACAAUAUUAUACUUGUCGAAGCAUCAAGGAUAAUGUGCUAGUCGUUGAACCGGAGCCAAUCGUUGCCCGUGAUGGUGACGAGCUGGAUGACGAUAUCGAAUACGGGAUUUUCGGAGAAUUUUCCAAUCAUUUCAACAUUGACCGGGAUGCGAAGAUCGUUGUGAAGCUUCCACCUGCUCCACCAAGGGCAACAUUUUUCAUCUAUGCACGCGAAAAGAACAAUCCGGACAAAAAUGCUACUGCAAUACUUUCCCUUAAUCUUGAAAAAUCCAUACGAUUCGAACAUGACUCCUAUUCUCUCAAGAUAUCACCUGCUAUACCUUUGCACACUGUUCUACUUACAGUGAAGGCGUUCUCAAGUCAGGGAUCUGCAGUUCGCUACUCUCUUGGAAAUGUGAAUGCUGUUGUGGCAGUAGGUGAGACUACCGGACAGGUCACAUUUGCCGGUUUGCCCAAAGUGAAAUCAGGAGUUAUGCAGUAUGAGAUCCUGGCUACGAAUAGGAUUGAGACUACAAAAGCAAAGCUGACCGUUUUGAUUGAAACCGAGUCAGAUUGCUGCGCUCGGAUGGAAUUCGAAAAACCCGAAUAUCACCUGCAGAUGGGAUCCUUACCCGUGUUGGGUACAAUCAGCGUCCGUGGACAACAAAGGCCUAGCUACAGACUGAUGAACCUGAACCAGUACUUUCUCAUCGACCAGGAAGGAGUUGUUCGUCUACAGGCUGAAUCUCGUCCACCCUGUGCUGUAUGUGAAUUGGUAGUGCUUGCCUCACGAGACGAUGGAGCUAUCAGUGUGGCCAAGGUAAUUACUGUCAAAAAUCCCUCUUUUGCUGUUUCGUCGACAUCGGCGCUUACGAUACUAAUACUGAUCAUCUUAGCAUUGAUAUUCGCACUAUUACUCGUUAUCGUCUUCAGGAAGGUGCAUUACGCAUGGAAGAGUCAGAAACGAACUAACAUUUGCUGGAUGAACACAACCAACGACAACGGAAUUACCAUAACUGGCACAACGCCAAGUGGAACCAGGCAUUUUAGCCGGCACUACGUCGUAAACGCCGACAAGGAGAAGAACUUUGAAGCAACAAAGUCGCCCGCUCCAAAAAGAACUGCUGGAGCACAUUUAGUGCCGGUGACGGUCACCACGCAAGACGGAGCGCCGACAGUAUAUUUUUGAUUUACUGACCUCGUCUCUUUCCCAUGUUUGUUCAGCGAAAUCCGGUAAUGCGAAGUGUCUAGUGACAGCGUUUCUCACUUACCCAUUAGUUUCGAGGUAAUUAGAUGUUUUUGCAAAGUAAUCAUUAAUCAAAACGGUGCCAACCAAUGUUGAUGCUCACUAUUUUUCCACCUCUUCUCUGCUCUGCGGUGUAUGAAGUUUGAGUAGCGAAUAUGAGAAGAAAACCUUCAUUAUUCAAUUUUCCCGAAAAUUUGAUGUCACAACCAGCAAAGCACCAGGUCGUAAUUCACUAUUUCUUUCCUUCACUUCGAAC